CCUAACGUCACACAACGCCCACCCAUCCCCGCUUCCCUCUCCCUCUCCCCCCAAACUCCGUUUCAUUCACUCCUGCAUUUACUCCAUCAACUGACUCUCUCCUCUCUCUCUCCCUUCUCCUGAAACAUAAACUACAAAGCGUUUCGUUUUCCCUCUCUUUCUUUCCCUCUUCUCUUCUCCCCCGCUUCCCUUCCCUUCCCUUUCUUCACUCUUCUUCAAGCUCAGCACGAUCUUCUUUUGGAAAACAACGCUGUAAUGAGCGGCAAUCUCUCUCCAAAAGGAAAGUGAGGGGGUUUUUCCUAUUUCUUUUUUAAAUUUCUUUUCAUUCUGUUUUGGAUUGGAGUAUCCUCUUUCGGAAACUACUGCUGAAGGGGAAACUUCAUCAAUUUGCCGAAUUGAGUCCUCAUUUCACAUUUCCGUAAUCAAUGCCUAUCGAUUAUGUCGUCUCCUUUCUCGUCGCCUGACUCUGUUUGCUGUUCUGGUAGUUCUCUCUCCAAUCUGGAACGCUUUCUUCGUUGUGUCACUCCCACGGUUGCUUCCAGAAUUCUUCCUCAGAGUUGGUUAAAUGACAUAAAUACCCUGUGGCAACCUCUUGGCAAGGACACAACUGAAUACUUCUCACUGAAAGAUCUCUGGGAGUGGUUUAAUGAAUGGAGUGCGUAUGGUGCUGGCAUCCCUGUUGUCCUGGAAAAUGGCGAAACUGUGAUGCAAUACUAUGUCCCGUAUCUUUCGGCCAUCCAAAUCUACAGUGACAAAUCUGUUGCACCUUCUAGGAUCCGGAGAGAGGAGAAUGAGAUUGUGGAAUUUGAAAGUGAUUCAUGGAGUGAUGAUAGUGGUAGUGAUAACAUUUCUCGGUCGUUAAGUAACAACUCUAGCAAAUCAUGGGAUGCCAUUUCUGAGGAUUCCAGUUGUGAUCAUGAGGGUUCAUGGCCAAGAGAUAGGCUUGGUUACCUUUACUUACAGUAUGCUGAGAUGUCUCCUCCUUACUGGAGGGUCCCGCUUAUGGACAAGAUAACUGAAUUGGCAAGAAAUUAUCCAGCAUUAAUGACAUUGAAGAAUGUGGAUCUUUCUCCUGCUAGUUGGAUGGCAAUUGCUUGGUACCCUAUUUAUUCCAUACCAAGUCAGAAAAACGAAAAGGAUUUGGCAGCAUGCUUCCUCACUUUCCAUACAUUGUCAUCAUCUUUCGAAGAUUGUGCAAUGGAAUAUGAUAACAUCAACAAUGGGAAAGACCUAUGCUUGGAAAACAUGGAAAGUGUUGGAGGAGAGAAAUGCAAGAAAAAUAGCUCGGGCUUUAUAUCAAUGCCUCCCUUCGGACUAGCCACUUACAAAAUGCAGGGUGAUCUGUGGCUGAACCCAAAUUCAUCAUCUGAUCAUGAAAGGCUAGCCUAUAUGUACAGUGCUGCAGAUUCAUGGCUAAAGCAGCUCAAUUUCCACCACCAUGACUUCAACUUCUUCACAUCCCACUCUUCUCUGUAAAUUGCUCUCUUUCUGCAUAACUACCUGACCACCUUUGUGUUUUGGCUUUCGGCUUCGGCAGUAUUGGGAUUUUCUCAAGUUGUAAGUUUGUGAAGUGUCUCUAAGAUAAGAGAGAUAUAAUAGAGUGACAUGAGGGAAUAGAUGGGAAGAGAGGAAGUUGUCAGUCAGUUAAGUGGCUGAACCCUGCUUAUUUUUGUCGUUCUUUUUCUCACUCUGGAGGCUUUUUAGAAGGUUCAAUUUCAUCUGACACCGGCAUGUGAAAUUCCCCUAGCAGCAUAUUCCGAUGAGUGCCAUUGAGAAACUUGGGAGGUUAUAUGUCUAAGGAGUGUAUAACCCCUAGGUUCAAGCUACUAAAGAUUUGCGGCUGGGGGUCUUCUAAACUGAGUUUGGUUUUUUGGGGUUGUUUUUGCGAGUUUCAUUAAUAGAGGGUAAGAGUUUAGACUUUGGAUC
This is a messenger RNA of Neltuma alba, 1926 nucleotides long. RefSeq lists its product as uncharacterized. The record is from RefSeq and is a predicted model, not a curated record. The coding region runs from base 439 to 1476 and encodes 345 amino acids. NCBI's taxonomy places the organism in Eukaryota, Viridiplantae, Streptophyta, Magnoliopsida, Fabales, Fabaceae. The transcript has 7 exons.